Molecule: messenger RNA, 8057 nt
Organism: Monodelphis domestica (gray short-tailed opossum)
Lineage: Eukaryota; Metazoa; Chordata; Mammalia; Didelphimorphia; Didelphidae
Gene: MCL1
Product: MCL1 apoptosis regulator, BCL2 family member
Biological process (GO): extrinsic apoptotic signaling pathway in absence of ligand; regulation of apoptotic process; release of cytochrome c from mitochondria
Cellular component (GO): mitochondrial outer membrane
Molecular function (GO): channel activity; BH domain binding
Source: RefSeq, a predicted model, not a curated record
GGUUAAGUGAUUUGCCCAGGGUCACACAGCUGAGAAUUGUCUGAGGUCCGGUUUGAAUCUAGGACCUCCAGUCUCUAGGCCUGGCUCUCAAUCCACUGAGCUACCCAGCUGCUCCCUAUCAGCACAUUUUAAAGAUGAGGUUAUUGAAGUAAACAAGAUUAAGUGUCUUGUCCAGGGUCUUGCAGCUAGUGAAAGUGACUGAGACUAGAUUUAAACUUAGAUAUGCUUUGACUCCAUUAGGCCACCUAUCUGCCCCAAAGGUCUUGAUUCAAGGGAACAAUGAAGAAGAGGAAUAUAACAAUGAAGCAACUAAAGUAAUUAAUAUUGAUGCAAAAAUAUAAACACCCUAGCAAAGAUGCUGAGCAAAAUAUUUUUCAAAUUAUUCAUCGUGAUAAGAGGAUUUAUAUAAGGGAAGAUAAAGUGAGCAAUUAAAAAAACAUUUUCUGUCAAGACAAAGAAAAAGCCUUCCAACAAAAUACUUCAUUUAUUCACAUAAAAACAAAAUACCAACUCAAAAAAAGCAUAAGCAUGGUGUAAUAGAGCACUGGGCUUGUCAGGGAAGAACUGAGUUCAAAUUUAGCCUCAGACACUAGCUGUGAGAUUCUGGGCAUCAUUUAAUCUCUGUUUGCCACAGUUUCCUCAUCUGUAAAAUAGUAAUAAUAGCACCUACCUUCCACAGUUGUUGUGAAGAUCAAAUGAGAUAUUUGUAAAGUGAUCCACAUAGCACCUGGUCUAGAGUAAAUGCUAUAUAAAUGUUAGCUCUCAUUAUUUAGAAUGGAAAAACACAGAAAGCUUUUCCACAAUCACAGAAUUUGAGAAAUGAAAGAAACUUCACAUCCAUUUAGCCCAACCUACAAAUGAAAGGAAUUCUUCUAUAACUAUAUAUCUGACAAGGAGUUAUCCAGCCCUUGCCUGAGGACUUCCAUGAAGGGUGAGGCCACCAACUCCAAGAAGCCUACUCCAUUCCACUUCUGGAAUUCUUAGCAAGUUUUUUGUGUUGUCAAGCCUAAAUUGGUCUCUGAGACUUCCAUCUGUUGUUCCUAGGUCUACCCUCUGGGGCCUAACAAAACAAACCAAUCCUUUUAAAAAUCCUUUUCAAAAAGACAAACUUUGAAAUGCCAGAAGACUGAUAUCUUGACCUCUUGAAGUUCUCUUUUAUUCAGGCUAAAUUACAUUCCUGUUCCUUCACCCAAUACUCCUGACUAGGCUUCUAAGAUCCUUCAUCAUUCUGGUUGUCCUCCUAGUGCACACCCUCCAACUUAUAAAUGCUCUUUUUAAAUCAUGGGUCUCAGAACUGAGCAUAAUAUUACAGAUAAGAUCUGACAAGAGCCAAAUAUACCAGGACUAUCAGCUUCCAUUUUAGAAAGUGGUGCCUUUUUAAAGCAGCUGAAGAUCAAAGUAGUUUUUGGGACUGCUAUAUCACAUUGCUGACCAAUCCUCUAAGAGCCCCCAAAUCUGGAACAGGUGCUAUCGAACCAUGCCUCCCCAUCUUAUACUAAUGAAGUUGUGUCCAAGAGUAAGACUCCACAUUUAUCCCUACUAAAUGUUACCAUAUUACAUUCAGCACAAUGCGGGCACCUAGCUCUUGAUUUUAUCAUUCGAUAUGUUAGUUAUUCCUCCCAGAUUCUUCAAUCUCCCACAUCUUCAAAUGUGAUGGCAUCUUAGUACCAGGGAUAAAGCAAGGUUACCUCCCAGUUACUAUUUGAUAGAGUACUAGAAAUGCUAGAUAAGACAGAUAAAACUAAAGGCAGGAACAUUGGCAAAAACCAUACAAAAUGAUCCCUAAUCACAAAUGCUAUUAUGAUUUAACCUAGAAGAUCCUAAAGGAAGCAAUUUGGAAUUAUGCAAACAAGAUAAACAAAUGUCCAUACCCUUUAACUUAGAGAUUCCCCUGGGAGGCAUAUAUUCCUAGGAAGUUAAUGACAAAAAGAAAGACCCCAUAAAAUAUUUUAUAACUGCAAAGAAUCAGAAACAAAAUAGAUGCCCACUGACUGAGAAAUGACUAAACAAAGUACAGAACAUGAACAGAAUGGAAUAUUACUGUGCGGUGAGCAUAAUGAAUACAUAGAGGUAUAGAAAGACUGAUAUGAAAUAAUGUAGGAAAAAAAACAGAAGAGUAAGAAAACAAUAUACAGAACCACAACAAUUUAAAUGGAAGGAAUCACCAAAAAAACAAACAAAAAAACCCCAAACAAUCCAAACUGAAUACUGUAAUUGGUUUUGCUGAACCUUUUUCUCUUCUAAUUUUUAAAAAGAGGAGAGGAGGGAUAUAGGAGGAAAUGUGACCAAGAAAAAAAACCUAUCUUGAAAUCAAUGGAUUCCUAGACAGAAGAUGGGUAAGGGCUAGGCAACUGAGGUUAAAUGACUUGCCCAGGGUCACAUAGCUAGAAAGCGUCUGAGGUCACAUUUGAACCCAGGAAUUCCUGUCUCUAGGUCUGGCUGUUUAUCCACUGAAUCAUCUAUUUACCCCUAAAAUGUAUUUUAAAAAGAAAACCAGAGAAUCAGAAAAAUAUUAGUUAAUUAGAAUUAACCAAGGUGAUUAAUAAUUGCAAUCAACCAGAAUACAAAAUAAAUUCUUGAAAUUAACAUUUCUAUAUGGCAUUGACAAAAAAAGAGAAAAAUAAAUUUCAUUUAAAGUAAUUACAAAAUGCAUAAAAUACCUAAAAAUUAACCUACAAACUCAAACUAUCACACUCAUAGCUUAUAUCUGAAUACAACUACAAAACAAUUUUCAUAAAAAUAAAGAAUUUAAGUAGAUUCAAAUGUUAAUGGUUAGACCAUGCCAAUAUAAGAUGAUAAUGCCUUAAUUAUGGAUUUAGUUUUAUGCCAACCCAAACAGGAAUUGCUUUAAAGAACUAGACAGAGUAAUAAAUUCAUUAGGAAGAACAAAAAGUCAAGAAUUUAAAAGGCAAUAAUGGGGGGGAAUAGGAAUGAGGUGGGGCAGGGCUGGUUAGCAUCACCAAAUGUCAAACUAUACUAUAAAGCAGUAGUUAUUUAAUUUGGUAUUAAUUCAUUUAUUCAUAUCACAUUACUUUUAAAAUAGAGCUAAAAGGGUCAAUAGAGGCCAUCUAGCCCAACUACCAGAUAGAAACUGAGGGUUAGGUGUCUUGCUCAAGUCACAGGAGUAUAAAGUAUCAGAGGCAGGAUCUGAACUGUGUCCUAAGGCCUGCAAUUGAUUACAUAUCUACUAAACUAUUAAAUUUUUGAUCUAAUGUUCGCUAACCCAACCUAGUUAAAUUCAGUAGGGCCUCAAAGAUAAACUGGCCAAGUAUUAAUUUCUAACCAGUUCAGCAACCUUUUUCCAAGAAUGGAGGGUUUAAUUUUUUUUUUUUAACCAGACCUUCUGUCUUAAAAUCAAUACUAAGUAUCAGUUCUAAGGCAGGAAAGUGGUAGGGGCUAAGCAAUGGGGGUAAAGUGACUUGCCCAAAGUCACACGUCUAGGCAUUAUCUGAGAUCACAUUUGAACUGAGGACCUCAUCUCCAGGGCUAGCUCUCUCUAUCUACUGAGCCACCUACCUGCCCCCAUCUAAUUUAGUUUUAAAGCCUGGCCCCACGUGGGUCAAAAGCUCAUUGAAGUAUUAUAAGUAUCCUGCACCUAAUGGGUCCUUCCCGGUUUCCAAUCUUGGAAUCCCAAUCCCCAUCUAUGACUAAUAAUUCAAAUCCUGGGCCUUCAAGGCUGCCUGGGCUGUGGAAAAACUGAAGGUGGCGGAGAGAAGGGGGCAGGAUCACGUGGAGGGUGGGCUGCGGCUGUGGUGAGGGGCAGGAGCUGAGCCAGGCUCGUUUCGGACCGGAGGGCUGUCAGAAAAUUCCAUCAGAUGAAGCCAAAACAAGACACGGAAAUUCUCUGGUAACCGAUUACAUAACCCGCCCGACGUGCGGACAGCCAAGUCUCCAUCCUCCCAAUCAAUCCUCCUGGGGCAGGGGUGGGACUGCGAAGCCAGAAAGAGAAGAGUCUUCCCGUCUGCAAAGGCUGAAGCAAUCUCCAAGUCCGUUUCCGCUUGCGCCUGCGCCGGUGCCGAGCCGUGCGUGUCUGGCUUCCCGAUCUCCGCCCCCUCCUUCCGUUUCCCACCUCCACUAGCUGACGCGCUCCUGACGCAUCUGCUAUAAUUCUGUUCUGCCGACGCCUCUCCCAAUCCUCACUUCCGCUUCCUUCGAGUGCGGACCUUGGUGCCUCCCGGACCUUCCUCCGCGGUGGCAGCUGGCUAAGAUGUUAGGCCCUUUCAAGAAGAACGCCGUCAUCGGCCUCAACCUUUACUGUGGCGGGGCAGGGAUGGGCGCCGGCGGCGGCGCCAGCGGUCCCCCGUCCGGCGGGCGCCUGCUAGCUUCUGGCAAAGGCCCUACGGUUGAGAGUACUCCGCCGCAGCGCGAUGGAGGGGAAGUGGAAACAGGGACGGCGGGGGCAGGGUUGAUUGGCGGAGGAAUCCGUGCGAGUCCUCCGAAUCCUGUCUCGCCGGGCGCCCGGGGGGUCGCGCGGCCCGCACCCAUUGGCGCGGAGGCCCCCGACGUCACCACCGAUCCGAUGCCGAGCCUGUUCGCGCCGGGCCGCUGCUCGUCGGCGCCCGCCGAGGUGGCCGAUGGGGCUGCGGACGUCCCAAUGUGCCCUGAGGAGGAACUGGACGGUUACGAGCCCGAGCCUCCCGGGAAGCGGCCCUCCCGCCUGGCUGUGCUGGAAAUAGCCCGGGAAGGUGGGGACAGCCCGAACGGCUCUUUGCCUUCGACGCCGCCCCCAGCUGAGGAGGAUGAAGAAGAGGAUGAACUAUACGGGCAGUCCUUGGAGCUCAUCAGCCGGUACCUUCGCGAGCAGGCGGUUGGCACGAAGGAGGCCAAGCCCCUACGCAGCGGCAAGGCCUUAGAGACCCUGCGACGCGUGGGAGACGGUGUCCAGAGGAACCACGAGAGGGCUUUCCAAGGCAUGCUUCGGAAAUUGGAUAUCAAAAACGAAGAGGAUAUUAAAGCUGUGUCUCGAGUGGCGACCCAUGUUUUCAGUGACGGUAUAACAAACUGGGGCAGGAUUGUGACUCUCAUUUCUUUCGGUGCCUUUGUGGCAAAGCACUUGAAGAGCAUAAACCAGGAAAGUUGCAUAGACCCGCUAGCAGAAAGCAUAACAGAUGUUCUGGUCAAGACAAAACGGGACUGGCUGAUUAAGCAAAAGGGCUGGGAGGGAUUUGUGGAAUUCUUUCAUGUACAGGACCUAGAAGGUGGCAUCAGAAAUGUGCUGCUCGCCUUUGCCGGUGUUGCUGGAGUAGGAGCUGGUUUGGCAUAUCUAAUAAGAUAGCCUUGUAAGUGCAAUAAAUGACUUGUAACUGACUCCAGCCAGCAAAACUGCACAAUUCUGCUGUGAAAUUAAAAGUAUUUAUGAAGCUGGACAUCAAACUACCCAGGCUAGAACAUCCAAGAUCCUUCUGGAGCACAGAGCUCUAGCAGGAAAAGAUACUUCUACCAUGGCAGUAGAGGCAAAAGGGGACUUUGAUAAGAAUAAAUACUAGAGAAAAAUGUGCUUCCUGAAGAACAGCCAUCGGGAAGAAGCAGCAGCAGAGAUCUUCUUUGGAAAAGACCAGAGAGAGGUUUAGUGAUAGGGUUGGAAGAAUUUUCUUCCUUCCCAAAGCACUGUGGCCAGUAGGCUUCCUAGUCAUAGAACUGUAUUAGCCAUUUCACCAGCAUUUGGUAGUUAUUACACAAGAUUAAAAGAGCACUAACAAUGCCAUGGGCUUAACUUAUGUGACUUGGGAUCCUCUUUAAAAAGUGUCAGUGAAAGUGAUUUGGCUGGGGGCAGGGGAGGCAAACUCCAAAUGUACAGAUAUACCUGCUUUUUUUCCUUGUACAGCUCAGUAACUAGCUCUUGUAUCUACAAAGACUUUAGAAUGCUUUUUUUUACCUCUCCCCAGACCUAAAAGAACAAAAAAACCUUGUAAAUGUGUUUAUAUAUGUAAAAAUUUGUAUGUAUUUUUACAGAAAUUUAUUUCUUUGAAAUGUUAUAGAGAUUGGGUUAAGGGUUUCUUCCAUACCUCCUAAAAAAAAAAACAACUCCUUUGCCCAGGUGAUUUAGAACCCUUGUCUAUAUAGCAUUUCUAAUCUUAACAAGUCAGAUAUUUUUGGUAUUCAGAACCAAUUUGUGAUGUGUUCAAAGACAGUUAAAAGUCAAUUUUUUAAACUACCUUUGUUAUCUUCCUUGUGGAUAAGGUUAAAUUCUUUGAAGGGACCUGGGAUGGGAGAGAAAAAAGAGUACAUGAAAAGAUUGAUUCAUGCAGCUUCUUUACUACAUGAAAAGAUUGAUUCAUGCAGCUUUUAAUAAUUGAGCCAGCCAUUUCUAGAACUUUUUCAUUGGCUUUUUAUAAAUAAUGGCUUUUGUGAUAGUGCCAUUGUGCAUGUACAUUCAGUUUAACUUCUCUCAUUUUUUAGUCACUCCCAUCUGACUCUUUUAUGUUAUUAAUUUAGAUUAUGGGCUUGGUUUUUAUUUUUCAGAACUUUCUCAAGCUUUUCACCUAUUCUAAAUUUCUAUAGCAGAAGUUGUACAGAAAGUCAUCCACUUGAGGCAAACCUGACCUCUUGUUUGCUUAAAUAAAUUGCAAGUAAAUGUAAAGAAAGAUGGUGCUAUUAUUAGGCUUGCUUGUCAAAACACAGGCCAAGGCCUAGUCUGUCAAUAAAACAAACGUUUAUAUAUUGUUCAAAAUUUACCUUUGCAAUAAUUCCCAAACUACCAGAGACACUCAGUUUUUACCUUUGUCUGAGUAUAUCAGAUUUGAUUUCAAUUUUUGUACCAAAUUUCUCUUUCAAACAUGUUUCCUUUUGCUCCAGCCCUUCUAUAAAUAACUACAUGACCAAUCCCUGUUGCCCUUCCUGCUCCUUUCAGGAUAUGGCCCUCUGGACUCUGAAGUGGACUCAUGGUCCCUGUAGUCCCCCUUCCUUGAGUAGUGAACUUAUUGUCUCCCAGUAUUAAAUUGGGGGUGGGGUUUGGCCACCAGCAGGUUUAUGGGAAAGUUUUCAAAAAUGUUUUCUCAAAGUCCCUUUUCUGUUAGGACUUUUCAGAGAAGGGGGGGGGGGAAAGGUCUUGCUGUGGUUUCUUUUCCACAUGACCUUUUUGGUGGAGGAAGGUAUUUUUUGAAGUCCUUUGGAAGGAAUGGCUGAAUCACUUUGUCACCUUUCUUGUUUUCUGCUCACUGGAGUAUUGAAUUGAGUUUGUCUAGAGGUGUUAAACCUCAAAGAACUUGGCUCACCUGAAAAUAGCUGGUGGUGGAGCUAGCUUAGUUUGAAAACUGCCACAUUGUUGCCAUUUAACUUUAGUCUGUGGACUUGAUUAUAGGUAAAAUAAGCAUAAAUCAAGUUUGACUAAGAAUGUAAUAGGGAAGAAUGGCUUUGCCUGCUCAUCCUGGAGCCAUCCAGUCUAUUGCUCAAGCUGUUUUUCACCUAGUUGUGUUUCUUGUUCUUAAUCAUAAUUCCACUUAUUUAUAUCAUGCAUAUUUUGAGGAACUAAAAGCACUUUAUAUAGUUUUUAUAGCUUCAAAAUCCAUGUAAGAGGGCCAGGGGAAAACUACUUCCCCAUUUUUUACAACUGGGGAAAUUAAGGCACAAAAAGGGUGACUUACCCAAUAAACCAGUGGUGGAGCUCAUCAUAAAAGAUCUUGGCUCCCAGACCAUCAGAGAGGAAUCCUGGUGUGGAGUAAGGACCUCAAAUCAGAAAAUUGUCCGGGUUGUGUGGGUUGAGAAAGGAGUAAGUGUUCCUGAUGAAGUGUAUGGAGAAGAAACGAUGCAUUAAAGGAUUGAUUGCUAUUAUAUAAUUGAGGCUAGUGAGAUGGAAGGAAGGGGCUGCUGGGCAAGGGAGACACUCAGUAUUUUCUGCAUUGGUUUCUUCUGCUUCACUUGGAAAACUUGAAAUCCCAGAUCUAGGAUUCCCUAUAAAUCUUCUUUCAGGGAGUGUACACCCUGCCUUUAUGGGUUAGGGAUAACCUCUUGAAGAGGUGAGCCAGGGAAGGUUAGGACCAACUGCAGAAUACUUAGGUUCUACAAUUUCUUAACUUACUGUUUUUUCUGAAAAGAGACUAAUAAAUCUUUUAUUUAAA